AUGGCUCUCACGAGUCAGCCAACGCAAGCGCACGGAAGCGUCGGGCCGAAGCGAAGGCUCGAUUCUCAGAACAACGCAGCACCGAAACGAAAAAAAUACGAGCCACGCCAUGGAGGAAAGGCCACUAGACCUUUGACGUCCGGAGAACUCCUUUGGGGUCCAAGAUACACCAAAUCGCUAUAUUGUAGCGAAACGGACAAGGAAAUAUUCGGCAUACGUUUUGACAAGAAGCUCGACGAGAAGUCCGCGGAAAAAAGAAGUUCGUGUCAGGCCGGGCGGCUGAACAGUGUGGAAGAGUUGAAGUACUACGGGGAUCUCAGGCUCAAUGCAAUAGUAGCACUGCUUGGAUCGUUCGGAUUGCGACCAUGGAAGCGAGGUCGAGGACGAAAGCUGCAAUUACGGUACGGACAUUCAAUAUCAGUCGUGGCUACAGAUGGCGUCUUCCAAGUCCCAGCCACCGGGUCAUUGGUUGCAGUUGCCGAUAUUGUGAAUAUGAGACACAGGAGGGAAAAGCACUCCUUGGCUCUAUGGCCGCAGGCCAACGGAGAGAAGAAAGAAGACCGAGAACACAGAGCCAAGGAGGCAUUGCGCAUCAGGCCCAGAAUAGUAGAAGAGGACGCGCAAAUAGCAUUGAUGAUGAUAUCGACGGUUAAGGAGAUGCUAAGGAGCGGUGAACAAAACGGAACGGGGGCGUGGGCAAGGGUAAUUAGCUUGGGCAGUGAUCAGAUAUUCUUGUACCGAAGCUGGAUCUCUCGACAAUUUGUUGAAACGUUCGAUGCCGGCGCGGGAUUUACCAUAGAGUAUCGAAGCGUUCCGUUGAAACAGAAGCGCCAAGUUUUAGAUCAGCUUGAGUGCUUGCUCGCGGAGAGGGCUUCAUCUAGCGACCAGCACGGCGGUACUGAUUAG
This is a messenger RNA of Beauveria bassiana ARSEF 2860, 906 nucleotides long. RefSeq lists its product as uncharacterized. The record is from RefSeq and is a predicted model, not a curated record. NCBI's taxonomy places the organism in Eukaryota, Fungi, Ascomycota, Sordariomycetes, Hypocreales, Cordycipitaceae. The transcript has a single exon. The coding region runs from base 1 to 906 and encodes 301 amino acids.